Condylostylus longicornis is the source of this 1446-nucleotide messenger RNA. Its product is annotated as spidroin-2-like. Lineage: Eukaryota; Metazoa; Arthropoda; Insecta; Diptera; Dolichopodidae. Bases 39 to 1277 code for a protein of 412 amino acids. The transcript is spliced from 2 exons. The record is from RefSeq and is a predicted model, not a curated record.
GUUAAAAGCUGCGUCGUUGAAAAUAUAAUCUUUUUUGUAUGAUGUCGUUUACGCAGAGAGCACAGUUUCAUUGUCUUUUCUUUAUCAUAUGCAUCACUCAAUGUUUAGCUGAAACUAAAUGGGUAUGGGAUCGAAACUAUAAUUCAGAUCCAUUUAUAACACGUAGGAAUGAUUACAAAAGAGAAUCAUUACCUUAUAGAUAUCCAGAAUAUUUGCAAUAUGAUCGUGAUCGUAUAAGAGAAUUAGAAAGAAUUCGAGAUUUAGAAAGGCAGCGUGAACGUGAUCGUGAGCGACAUCGUGAUCGUGAACCAAUUACAGUUCGCCCAUACACAAGACCAAAUGGGCAAGAAGAUUUUGAUGAAUAUGAUAUCGAUGAUCAAAAAUAUAAUUAUGAUCAAUAUAGACCAGAUUUUACAUCAAGACCAUAUCCUUUACCACCACGUCCCUUACCACCAACCCAAAAUUUCCGUCCAAAUACUCAGGGUGGUGUGUUGAUAGGACCAGGUGGUCCAAGUGGUAUUUUUAGCCGACCAAAUGGUUUCAUCGGAGCUGGAGCAAAUAGACUACCACUAACAAAUGGACUUCCAAAUCCAAAUGAUCUAAGACCAAAUCCAGCUAACGGUGUGCUUGUGGGUCCUGGUGGCCCAACGGGAGUUAUUGGUAGACCCCAAUUUGGAAAUGGUGGCAUCGGUACCGGUUAUCCUGCUAUUCCUCCGAAUGGUCCCGGUUCAAAUUCAUAUGGGCCACAGGUGUUCCCACCAUUACCUCAAGGCAUAAACCCGGGAAGUUUGAGCGGUAUUCGACCACCAAUAGCAGGGCCAGGGGCUGGCAAUCCUGGAGCUUUGUAUCCCAACCAAGGGCAAGGAUUGUAUCCAGGAAAUAGUAUCUAUGGUUACCCAGCUGGAUCAAAUAGUGGUAUAGGUGGUAUCGGAGUUUAUGGUAAUGGUAAUUUAUAUCCAGGGCAGUAUACUACUGGUGCCAUUCAGCAGCAACAACAACAAGGCCAAUAUGGAUUCUAUCCAUCACAAUAUUAUCCUACAGGCCUAUAUGGUCAAAAUAGUGCGGGAAAUAGAUUACCGUAUCCUUAUCCGUACAACAAUGAAAUAGGUAACGACAAUAACAAUAGUAAUAAUAACGGAUAUUAUGCACCAGGUUAUGAUGAAUUUGGAAGAAGUGCUAACAGUGCUAGUAAUACCAAAGAUAAGGACAAAGAUAGUAUAAAAUUCGAAGAUAGAAAAGUUAAAAAGUCAAUCGAUGAUAAAUUGGCUGAAAUUUAAUUAAAUUCAUUUAUUUUUUUAUAUGCGAACUCUUUAAAAAUUAAUUUUAAGAUAUUAAAAUUUAAUACAUUAGCUCGAAUACCAGAAUGUAUGAAUGUGAUUGUACUGAUUUAUAAUAUUUCUUUUAUAUAAUAUAAUAAAUUUAGUAAUAAAAAUAGGAGAAUAAUUU